Morone saxatilis (striped sea-bass) is the source of this 2148-nucleotide messenger RNA. RefSeq names its product F-box only protein 40-like. Gene Ontology annotation, molecular function: zinc ion binding; protein binding; ubiquitin protein ligase activity. Gene Ontology annotation, cellular component: cytoplasm. The annotation marks the transcript as partial. NCBI's taxonomy places the organism in Eukaryota, Metazoa, Chordata, Actinopteri, Moronidae. The transcript has 5 exons. The record is from RefSeq and is a predicted model, not a curated record.
GCAGCUCACCUCCAGGUGUGUCCGGCCAGCGUGGUGUGUUGCUCCAUGGAGUGGAACCGCUGGCCGGCCAACGACGCCCAUUCUUAUCCAAACACAGAGCUGCAUGAAAACCUGCUGAUGGAAAGAGAGCAGGGACGAUGUCUGGACCUGGCCAUGGCCCUGAACGACCAGGACCGCCUGUUUCACUCCUUAAAGAUGAAGACACUUUUCCCAGAGUUGAUCCAGAGUGUGGAGGAGGAGGAGAAAGAGGAAGAGAGGAGGGAAGAGGAGAGGAGGAAGCAGAAAAAGGCAGCAGCGAAGGCAGCUGAAAAGGAAGCCAUCUGGGACUCUUUUAACAAGUUUGACUUCCAUAACCAUGAUGAGAAAGAUGAUAAGGAUGAAGAUGAGGUUGAAAUAGAAUAUGAGCAGGAGCUAACCCAGGAGGAGAGAGAGGCUAUAGCCAUAGGCUCGGGGGUGGAUGCUGAUGUCUUAGAAAACUACAACGCCUGGGAGCGCAUGUUCAGUAUGGAGAUGGGUGGCUGCAGGGAGACUGAAGGGGCAGCUAAUGCAGGCAGAGACCAGCAGAGACUGGCUGCAGGCAGAGGAAAGGGCCUGACCACUCUGACAGAGGAAGAUACAGCAGAUACCUGUAUGGGUGCCACAGUAUCAGACACCUGCAGACAGGUGAGCAGUGCAUGCAUGGCUUCCUCGACAUCCUCCGCCACCUAUCUCGCUGGAAAGCUGAAGACAUUUGUGUACGGACAUGUGGAGCCGAUGAAGAUCAUCACUGUGCGUACCUUUAAAAUCCCAACCAGCUUCUCUGCCAGGCAGAGCCGCAUCCGCAACCCUGGUUUCUACAAGAGGGAGAGUCAAGCUGUGGACACCAGCGACCUCGGGGUGGCGCUAGAGGAGAUGCCAGUGUGGGAGGAAAUUCAGGCCUCCCUGCUGUGCUCCCUUGAGAAGGAGCAAAGGGGUCACCUUAUUGCAGAGAGCAGAUGCACAGAUGGUCUGUUACAAGAUGAAGGCACACAGACGUACAACUUCCUGUCUGCUCCUUUCGGGAGAAACACGUUACUGGCUGACCUCACCGCUGCAAAACCGCUGGAGCUGCACCUUCAGCUGCAGGUGGAGAGCGUCACCAGCCGACACCACAAGGCCAGCUCCGCCUUCACCUUCCUCUGUGGACACACCUUCAAGCGCAGAGAAUAUGUCAAACAUUAUAAGAACAUCCACAGUGACAUCCAGAUGGGUGUGAAUGGAUGGUUCGAGCAGAGAUGUCCCCUGGCGUACCUAGGAUGCACCUACAGCCAGAAGAGGUUGCAGCCCUCUACACAUGAAGCCAAUGUCAUGUACAACGAGGAUCUAGGCUGCUUCAGCCUGCAUCCCAUCAUCCCUGUCUCUUUGGGUGACACCUCCCAGCCGUCCAGGAGCACAGCGGUCUCCUCCGCCACUCAGAGAAAGAGAGGAGGUCAGGCAGGAGGAGGGGACGACUCUCUGAGCUUGCUGCCCUACGAGGUGCUGUGCCACAUGGCCAGUUUCCUGGACAGCCUGUCCCUGUCCCAGCUGGCUCUGGUGUCCCAGCUCAUGAGGCAGGUGUGCUCCUCGCUGCUGCAGGAGAGAGGGAUGGUCACCCUCCACUGGGAGAGGAAGACAUACUCGCACGGAGAAGCCAAAUGGAGGGUGAAGCAAAGGGUAUGGCAAUUCAGCACCUUGUUCACGCCUGUGGACACUUGGUGCUUUCAGGAUGUGCCGUCCAUGUCCGAGCACCUGAAGGUGUGUCCUUACUAUGAGAGAGAGUGCAGGACGGAGAAGAUUCACCUGCCGCGCAUCAAAGAGGAAGUCCAAACCAAAACCAGCUGCAAAGGUCCCACUCUGGUCAACUUGUUCCAGCAGAAGAGGAUCAUGAUGUAGUGUAAAGCGCUGACAUGCUACUGUGUGCUGCUCUAAUCUGUUGUUAUAAAACAAGGACCUCGUUGCAUGUUGUCCACUCUUGUCCCUGCUGCUGCCGUCCACUGUCAUUUAAAUAUUUUUAAAACAAUAAAAACACGAGUCCUGAGAUUAAUGUUUAGACUUUAAUCUUUGAGUUAUGUCUGUAUGUACCAGAAGAGAAUAAAAGUUAAUUAUGUCCAAAAUAAACUAAAUAAAGAAACUAAGGUAAUCAGAAAGCCA